Lycium ferocissimum is the source of this 2180-nucleotide messenger RNA. Its product is annotated as asparagine--tRNA ligase, cytoplasmic 2. Gene Ontology annotation, biological process: asparaginyl-tRNA aminoacylation. Gene Ontology annotation, molecular function: asparagine-tRNA ligase activity; ATP binding. Gene Ontology annotation, cellular component: mitochondrion. The transcript is spliced from 8 exons. The record is from RefSeq and is a predicted model, not a curated record. Lineage: Eukaryota; Viridiplantae; Streptophyta; Magnoliopsida; Solanales; Solanaceae. Bases 99 to 1952 code for a protein of 617 amino acids.
AUGUUUCUUCAAUAUAAACUCCUACCCAAUAACCAACCCCAUCAACAUUACACCUUCAACAACUGUACAUUUCAAUAUUCUCUCAUUCUUGAAACCAAAUGGCUUCAGAACAAGCACCCGCGGUUGAGAUGCCAGCUACCACCUUUUCGAAAUACACGAAAAGGGUGAUGUUGAAAAAUAUAUUACUACGUAGUGAUGGUGGAGUUGCAUUAAUUGGUCAGAGAGUUGUGAUUGGUGGUUGGGUUAAGUCAUCCUUGGAGAUCAAGAAACAACCCGUAACGCCACCUCAGCCACCUUCAACUGCUCCUCAGGUGGUGAGUCCAAAAGAUGUUACAUGUUAUGAGGUUCUUCAAUCUAGGAUUCCAUUACUCAGGUCUAUUAUGAAGGUUUUUGGUGGAGGGGAAUAUCCUGUUACAGAGAAAUUGGAUGUUGUUGUUCAAAAGGCGCAAAUACCCUCAGUUUCGAUAUUGCGAGUUAGUGAUGGUUCUUGUGUGCCCAGUCUUCAGGUUCUUGUGGACUCAGCACUAGCGACUCCGCGCCAAAUUAUGCCUACUGGAACAUGUGUAUUAAUUGAAGGUAUAUUGCAGCAGCCAUCAGUGCAGGGGAAACAUGUUGUUGAGCUCCAAGCAGAGAAAAUCAUAUAUCUUGGUUUGGUUGAUGAAUCUAAUUAUCCAUUAUCUAAGAAACGAUUGCCUCUGGAAUCUUUGAGAGAUUGUUCCCACUUUAGGCCACGGACAACAACGGUAGCAUCCAUCAUGAGAAUUCAUAAUGCCCUUACUUGGGCAACUCAUACUUUCUUCCAAGAACAUGGUUUCCUUCACGUUCAAGUACCCAUAAUUACAAGCACUGAUUCUGAAGGUUUUAGCGAGAAAUUUAUAGUUACAACUCUUCUUAGCAAGGGGAAAAAGGAUGACCAAAUUAGUUCCAUUGAGAAUGAUGGAAUUAGCAUUGAAUCCAUCCGAGCUUCUAUCAAAGAAAAAUCCAAAAAAGUGGAAGAACUUAGCAGAACUAAUAGCAAUAAGGAAGCCUUAAUUGCUGCAGAGCAGGACCUGAAGAAAACAAAUGAGCUAGUGUCACAGUUGGAAACUAGGCAAAAAGGAAAAUCUGGAGUCACAAUUGAAACAAGAAAAUUUGACUUCUCUAAAGAUUUCUUUGCACGCCAAACUUAUCUAACAGUUUGUGGUCGUCUUCAUCUGGAGAGUCAAGCAUGUGCUCUUGGAAAUGUCUACUCAUUUGGCCCCAGAUUUCAAGCAGACAAAUCAGAGUCGAAAAAGUCAUUAGCUGAGACAUGGAUGGUAGAUGUUGAAAUGGCCUUCUCAGAGUUAGAGGAUGCCAUGGAUUGCGCGAACGACUUUUUGAAGUUUGUAUGCAAAAGAAUUGUGGAGGGUUGCAUGGAAGAUCUACAAUUCUUUUUGCAACGGAUAGAUAAAGCUGUUAUGGAGCGCCUUCAAUUUGCCCUAUCAAGUUCAUUUGAAAGGAUUUCCUAUGCCAAAGCCAUAGAAGUUUUGAGACAGGUUUCUGGCAAGAGAUUUCAUAAUAAGAUAGAAUUUGGAGUUUCUUUGACCGAAGAACAUGAAAGUUAUUUGGUUGAUGAGCUAUAUAAAAAGCCAGUCAUAAUAUACAACCAUCCAAAAGGACUUAAGCCAUUUUAUGUCCGUUUGAAUGAUGAUGGGAAGACGGCUGCAACAUUUAAUGUGAUUUUACCAAAGGUAGGAACUGUGGUUAGGGGAAGCCAAAGUGAAGAACGCUUCAAUGUGUUGAGCUCAAGGAUGAAGGAACUGGGUUUGCAAAAACAGCAGCACGAAUGGUAUCUAGAUCUUCGCAGGCAUGGCUCUGCCAAAACCUCUGGUUUCAGCCUAAUGAUCGAACCUUUGGUGCUUUAUGCCACUGGCCUGAAUGAUGUCAAAGAUGCUGUUCCUUUUCCUAGAAGUUUCCGAAGAGCCAAUAACUAAGUCCUUAAGAAAAGAAUAGGCUACCAAAUCAAUGGAUGUACAUUCAAAAGCUUGCAACUUCAAUAUAACCAAUUGUGACAUACAUGAAGUACAUACAAGUACAGCUUUUCUCUGAGCAGACAAAACGUUUGUCGAUCUGUCUGCGCUGAGUUUGCUCAUACAUUUGUAAUUAUUGGAAACAUUUCAAGUUCUUAAUACAUAAGGUACUGCACAUUAAUUACCAAUUAA